CGGAAGAGUUCUGGCGGAAGCAAGUCUCAUCGUGACACUUGCGACAUGUGCUGCAAAAGACGAGGCUGGCGCACUCGGCAUCCUGACCACGGCAACGGCGGGGAGUGCCCUUGGGAUACUGGGUCUCGGGAUAGUUGUCGAUGUAGCAAUGGUGAUGAAUGCUCGUCUGACUUCUCUGGCGCUGUGAAGGCGCCAUACUGAGUGGCUUGGCUCGAAGCCCCUUGAUUUCUUUGCUCGUGAGAUUUGUUGAUGUGAUGAGCCUCUUCGACCUCGAUCGAAGAACUCUUUGUGGUUGUUGAGUAUGGAAAGAGUAAGAAAGAGAAGAAGGGGCCAAAUCAGCUCAUGUACAGAUUUACUUAGGCAGACCACCCCGCUUGCCGGUCAGAGGUGGCAUUUUGUGUCUUUCUUGACCUGACCGUGAAGCUCAUGAUAGCCCUAGGGCAGGCCCUCAAUGCAGUGUGAGCGAUUGGGCUUAUUGC
Molecule: messenger RNA, 479 nt
Organism: Colletotrichum acutatum
Lineage: Eukaryota; Fungi; Ascomycota; Sordariomycetes; Glomerellales; Glomerellaceae
Exons: 2
Coding region: 46-201 (51 amino acids)
Source: RefSeq, a predicted model, not a curated record